Messenger RNA from Lottia gigantea (owl limpet), 1206 nucleotides. RefSeq lists its product as hypothetical. The record is from RefSeq and is a predicted model, not a curated record. The coding region runs from base 1 to 1206 and encodes 401 amino acids. The transcript is spliced from 5 exons. NCBI's taxonomy places the organism in Eukaryota, Metazoa, Mollusca, Gastropoda, Lottiidae.
AUGGAUGUGGAUUUUGUUUCAGGUAGUACUAAUACAAGUACAGUAUGUUAUGGACCACCUGGUCUAUCAUGUGCAACUCACAGAUUAUCUUGUCCUAGUCCUCUAGUAAUACAGAUAUUAAAUACAUCAUAUGGAUAUAGACCAGAAUGUAAUAAUAUAAAUGGUCUGGCUAACUGUAUAAAUACAACAUGUUGUAAAGAAGAACUUGGUGAUUGUUUUCAACAAUUUUCUUCUGAUGAGAAUCAACAAGUAGUUAGAAACUGUAGUGAAGUAGAAACUUGUACUGUAUCUGGAUUCCGUGAGGUUCAAGGUAUAGAAUGUGGUGGAAAUGCUAGUGCUUACAGUAAAAUACAAUAUGAUUGUGUUCCAGUAGGUAGCAUCAUUACAACAUCAACUCAAACUACUGUCAGUGAAACACAUACCAGAGCAUCAACAGGGUCAGUCGUUGCUAAUACUAGCGAUGUGGGGUCUGUAGUUGGAGGAAUAUUUGGUGCUAUUAUUAUUAUAGUCAUUAUUAUAGUAGUGGUACUGUUUCUUUACAAGAGAAGGAAAAAGUCACAAACAUCACAAUCAAUAACAGAUAGGAACAUGUCUAUACAAACUGUUACACCACAAUAUGAUGUUAUUGAUGGUCCUGGAACAAUUAAUAAUCGUAAAGAUACCAGUGGAUAUGAUGAAAUAGAACUGGACAAUAAACCAAGAGUACAAGCCACUGCUGCACAUCUAAAACCCACUACAAUAAACAACCGUAAUGGUGAAAUAGAAUUUGUCCGAAAACCAAAAGUCCAAACAACUGAUAAUUAUGAUCAUGUCGGAGAUGAUAAACUGAAAGUAAAACCAGAAGAUCUCGAUAACUAUAAUCAUAUCGGAACUUACAAUCAUUCUGUACAUGAAGAUAACUACAAUCAUAUCGGAAACAAUUUGUCUCUAAGAUCUAAUCAUCUUGAUGCAGAUUAUAACCAUAUUAACGGAUUGCCUGGUACUUCCAAUGGUGAAGAUGAUUACAAUCAUAUUGGUGAUAAUGAUAACAAUGUGAUAACAGAUGAUAAUUAUCAUCAUAUCGGAUCGGGGGACAUCAAGGUAGAAGGAGACUAUGAUCAUAUCGGAUCUAAAAGUAAUGAUGACAAUAAUCAAGCUUUUGACCAAGCACAAGAUAGUAAUAAUCCAGAAGAUAGUGAUACACCUUACUAUCUGUCUACUUGUUAA